Molecule: messenger RNA, 2348 nt
Organism: Panicum virgatum (switchgrass)
Lineage: Eukaryota; Viridiplantae; Streptophyta; Magnoliopsida; Poales; Poaceae
Exons: 4
Coding region: 783-2348 (521 amino acids)
Source: RefSeq, a predicted model, not a curated record
UUGAUAAAUUGAUCCGACGCUCCCCUGCAAAAGCGGAACCACCAUCCCCACCACCUCCUCCAUCCCUUUCCAUUUCCCUCCACCGAGAGCAGAGCACGCAGCAUCCACUCUCCGUCUCCCCCUAGCUCCAGUGUCCACCACCUUGGUGCUCCUCGACGCGCGGGGCACCGUCCAACAAUGGGCUCAGCCUCAGGUGAUGAUGACCUCGGGGAGCACCUGCUGCUGGACGUGGACGACCCCGCCAACGGCGGCGCGGCUGGCGCAGCCGGCCAUCUGAUGCUGCUGCCUACUGUCCAUGCAGAAGGAUCGUAGAUGAACUUCUUGUUUCCACUUUCUGAAUACAUCAAUCAAAUAUGAAAGGAAAACAGUAUUUCGUUUCCCUGGCAUUCCAUGAGCAAACGGCAUGUGGGAGAGGAAAAAAAAAAGGGGUACUAAAUGGAGUUUCUGUGACGACGACCACGACGGGCAGCUUCUGAAGAAAGGAACAUAUUUGCCAGUAAUCACAUAUAUGUGCAUCAAAUGCAAUGAUAGGGAGCAGGCAAAGCUGCAAAAGUAAGCACAUUCAGAAAAAAAAAAGAAUGUGAAAGGAAGCAUCGCACUGGAGCAAAGAAUAAAGAUGAAACUGAGCAGGGCAUCGUAAUCAUCCAUAAGGAAACAUAUAUUAUUCCGAGCGGCCGGGCAGCAGGCAGCCAGAUCGAUCUUGCAUGCGCCAGCCAGCUAGAUCUCCACCUUACACGCUUGUUCGUUCGUUCUAACCUUGACAUUUGGAAAUAAGCUGGCCCAUGGCUGGAGGGAAUUCCACCAUAAGCUGCUCGCAUUUGGUGUCCUCAUUCCACAAGAGCAUGCAAGGGAAGAUAUGGCUUGUGAACGCACUGCAGCUCGCCGGUGCCAUUCUGGCUGGACUCAUAGUUGGGAUAGGCAUCUAUGGCCAGCGUUAUCGCCACCAUCGACUCACCAGGUUUAUCUUUCUUGGAACCAACACCCUGUUCUUGGCUAUCAUCUCCACAGUUGUCCCCAUGGGCGCAGGUGAGAAUGCCUACGCCACAGAGCCGUAUGACUUGGACAAUGGGGAGUACUUCUCCAGUCAGUUGAUUUUUGCAAAGUGCCAGCCAAGUGUACACUCGCUGCUGGUUGUAGUAUGGGCACCCCUUGUUCAGAUCAUCAUGAUCAAUACCAGCGCAGUAGUUGCUGUCGAUGGUAGAGAAGGUGGGAGCAUGGGUCCUCCAUUUGAGCUGUUUGUUAAGGGAGUCUGGACCUUUUACCUUGGUAUCAGCUAUAUCAUUCUCUUGACCAACCGCUACAGAUUGCACCCCGAGUACAUGAUUGCUAGAAUUUCCCUUGAAGUGGUGACUUUUGCUCUCAUAUUUACUAAAAUGGUACUAAAAUAUUAUGCAUUUGAAAAGGCACGACAAUCCUUUGCUCUCGGACGCAAUCCCCAUCUUAUUUCUGGGUACAUGAAGCAACAAUCGUCGCAACAAACAAGUCACCAUGGUGAACUUGUGGUAGUUGAGGAUGCACCUCCUCCACUACUGGUUAUGGGAGAAGAGAAAAGACACGUGGAGAAGCAGCCCCUUGGGUAUGUUUUCAAGGAUGACUCAUGGACAAGUUUGCAUAACAAUGGCCUGGUGACUAUUGAUAGAGUUUGGAGGUUGGAUAACAUGCUUCCAACAUCAACACUAAAGCCACAAAAAGACUUAUGCUUCUCAUUUGCAUUGUUCAAGUUGUUGCGGUGCCGAUUUGCAAGGUACAAGGUCAGAAAUAAUGCUGGCUCCAAGGACGCCUUCAGUUUUUUCUGGAGCUUAUUGCUGAAGGACGGCGAACGUGACAGAGUCUUUUUGGUUAUUUCGGAUGAGCUUUGGUUCCUUCAUGAUUAUUAUUAUUCAUCCCUACCGAUCUACUAUUCAAAUUAUUGGUUGCCCAUUCUGGGUAUCUUUAUCUCACUAUUGAGCCUGUACAAAGAUAUUAAGAAGGACGCUGAGCGUGUCCUUGCCGGCUACACAGCAGGAGGGUCAUUGACGCUAGAAGCCAGAUGCCAACGGUUGAUCAAAACGCUGGCUGCAAAUGCAAAGCAUGAGGUGCUUAAGGAAGGCGCAAGGCUGGGGGAGCAAUUGGUGGAGCUGAUGGUCGUCAAAGGGGAGGAUGUGGCGGUGUGGAAGUUGAUGGCUGAAUUCUGGUCGGAGAUGAUCCUAUACGUCGCGCCGUCCGACAACCUCAAUGGCCACAAGGAGGCCAUUGCCAGGGGCGGUGAGCUGAUAAGGCUGCUCUGGGUGUUGCUCUUCCAUGCCGGGAUCGUCAGCAAGCCGGGUGAAGAAGACGGCGCUGCUGCUACUUCUGCUGGUGCCGUUUAA